AUGAAUACUUCCUACGAUGUCGUUGUCGCCGGCGCUGGGCCUGUGGGCCUCUUUCUUGCCUGCGAGUUGGCCGUAGCCGGUGUUUCGGUGCUUGUGUUGGAGCAACAAGAAUCGCCCGAGUCGCCAUGGAAGGUUGGACUGCACGGCACUCGCGGCCUUCACAUCCACUCGAUCGAAGCCUUUUACCGCCGUGGCUUGCUCGACAAGGUGCUGCACAACAUCGACGUCCCCGGCCAUGUGGCAAAAGUCCCUGGCUACGACUUGAACUUCGCCGCCCACUUUGCCUCGAUCCGUCUGGAUCCCAAAAACGCCGACUUUGCUCGCUGGAAGUACCAUCUGCCGCUGCCCCAGCCUGCAGAGGCCAAGCUGUUCUAUCCCGCCCCUACCUCUGUGGACACGCUGGAGAAGACCCUGGCCGAGCGUGCCGAAAGUCUGGGUGUCCGCAUCCUGAGAGGUGCGGAAUUCACCGACUUUACAGAAGAGAGUGAGACCGUCACUGUCUUGGCUAGAGAUCAGACAUUCAAGGCGAAAUGGCUGGUUGGAUGUGAUGGUGAGCGCAGCAAGGUUCGCGAAGCCGCGCAGUUCGAGUUCCCUGGUACACCGGCCGAAUUCAGGGGAUAUGUCGUACACUGCGAUCUUGCCAACCCGGAAGUGUUGCAGAGAGGCUUCUGCCGUACCGCGGCCGGCAUGUACAUCUUCCCUGCGCCGGGCCAUCUGUAUGUUACGGACUUUGAGACACUGGGACUGAAGGGCGGCGAUGAAGCCAUCACGCGCGAACAUUUCGAGAGCGUUCUUCGCCGUGUUUCUCAGACCGAGAUUGUCGUCACCGAACUCCACCGCGCCAUGUCCAUGACCACCCACCUGAAACAGACGACCACGUACCGCAAGGGCCGGGUGCUGCUGGCCGGCGACAGUGCCCACGUCCAUCCCAGUUUCGGUGCCCAGGGCUUGAGUAUCGGCAUUGGCGACGCGAUGAAUCUCGGCUGGAAACUGGCCGCGACUGUCCGGGGGAUUGCCUCUCCGGAGCUUCUCGACUCGUACAAUCAAGAGCGUCACCCGGAGGGAGCGAGACAACUCGAAUGGGCUCGCGUGCAACUGUCUCUCCUGCGGUCCAACCCGUAUAGUCUGGCGACCGCCAAGCUUAUGAAGGACCUGAUUGCCACCAAGGACGGAAACACGUUUUUCAUCGAGCACAUCGUGGGCCUUGCGAAGCUUUACAAUCUCGGCAACGCGCACCCUGCGAUCGGAUACAGUGCUCCGGACUUUGAAUUCGCCGACGGCUCGCGCUUAGGGGCCAAUAUGCGACAGGCCCCGUUCUUGGUGCUCGACUUUACCGACAACCACGCCGUGGCCAAUUACGUCCAGUCUCUAGGGUCGGCGGUGAGGUACUCUGGAUCUCAACCCAAGGACGCCAUUGAUCUGAAGGCGUUGAUUGUCCGACCGGACGGCGUCAUUGCUUGGGCAUCGGCGGACCAGAUCGAACUGACUGAGCUGAAGACUGAGCUGGGCCGGUGGUUGGAUCUCUCGAAACUUGAGACUGACGCUACGGCGGCCGUGAUGACCCGUAUGGCUUUGAAGAAUGAAGCGGAUGUAUCUGUGACAGUCAUUCCCAUCGCUGCAACAGUGGCGGCCUAG
Messenger RNA from Cladophialophora carrionii CBS 160.54, 1635 nucleotides. RefSeq lists its product as uncharacterized. The transcript has a single exon. Gene Ontology annotation, molecular function: FAD binding. The coding region runs from base 1 to 1635 and encodes 544 amino acids. NCBI's taxonomy places the organism in Eukaryota, Fungi, Ascomycota, Eurotiomycetes, Chaetothyriales, Herpotrichiellaceae. The record is from RefSeq and is a predicted model, not a curated record.